AUGGCUGUAACGAAAUUCCUGCUUAUUGCCAUUCAACUUAUAGGAGUACUCUCUACUCCGAUUGCUGAACCUAAUAUUACAGACAUAUCAGACAAUAAAUUUUUUGCACGCAGCUCCUCAACUGUCGAGGAAUAUCCAUACUCGAGUAACUGUGAUGCAAGCACAGGAUCUACAUUCACGUGGGAUGUAUCUCAUGGUGGAGGUCCGUGCUAUUCUUACAAUGGAAACACUGAUGUAUACUCCCUCAGGGUGGCUUGGAGUGACUAUAAUGUAUGCAAUGGUAAUACGGCUGUUAUUUAUAUGUUCCACAACGGUUUCUACUGCGGUGAUUUUGCACAAGCGACAAGGGUAUACGCGGGAUCUAAUGGAAACUUCUGUUCCUACUCAAAUCUCUUCUUCUCUGCUCACCAAGUGCACAAUGCCAUGUCUUAUGCCGCAAAGAUUAUGUGGCCCGGCCUGUUGCCCCAAAGUAACGUCGGAACGACGUGGUUCGCACAGGCGAUUAUUGAACCAGUACUGUUUAGCGCCUGCAUGGACGAUGCGGAAGUUCAUAUGCAGAGCCGCAAAUCGAUUUCCUUAGACAAGACGCUGUCUAUUUUAAUUGUCUGGGGUAUAUUCUCCGACGACUCAGUCACCAUAAGCUUAUUCGGCUGA
Molecule: messenger RNA, 654 nt
Organism: Trichoderma harzianum CBS 226.95
Lineage: Eukaryota; Fungi; Ascomycota; Sordariomycetes; Hypocreales; Hypocreaceae
Exons: 6
Coding region: 1-654 (217 amino acids)
Source: RefSeq, a predicted model, not a curated record